Molecule: messenger RNA, 351 nt
Organism: Sparassis crispa
Lineage: Eukaryota; Fungi; Basidiomycota; Agaricomycetes; Polyporales; Sparassidaceae
Exons: 5
Coding region: 1-351 (116 amino acids)
Molecular function (GO): FAD binding
Source: RefSeq, a predicted model, not a curated record
AUGAUGUUGUCCCCCACUGAAGACGAAGGAAUGUUCGUCCUGAUGCUCGGAGGUCAAGUUGACCAUGCAAAGUGUCUCGCAGACCACGAAGGAUUGAUUAAAAUCCUGCGCGCCAAGACAGGUAGGGAUGAGCUUGUUCUGGAUAGAGUCAAGUGGUUAGCGGAAUAUAGACCGAACAUCCGAAUGGUGAAUAAAUUUGGCGAUGGACGGGUCUUUGUGGCGGGCGAUGCUGUUCAUGUUCACAGCCCAUUUGGCGGACAGGGUGUAAACUCCGUGUGCAGGAUGCAUUCAAUCUGGGCUGGAAACUCGCUGUCGUCCAUAAAGGCCUCGCCUCCCCCACGCUCCUCUUGA